This is a messenger RNA of Bactrocera tryoni, 1869 nucleotides long. RefSeq lists its product as uncharacterized. The coding region runs from base 55 to 1857 and encodes 600 amino acids. The transcript has 6 exons. The record is from RefSeq and is a predicted model, not a curated record. Lineage: Eukaryota; Metazoa; Arthropoda; Insecta; Diptera; Tephritidae.
GAAUUAUAUUAUUAUUUUCUUUUUUAAUAAUAGUUGGUUUUAUAGUAACACUGUAUGAUUCUUCCUUAUAAGAAUAAAGAGUAUUCGAAAUUUCCAUAUAUCACCCACUGUGCGAUGUUUUUGACACUUUCCGUUCGAAACAUUUUUAUAAAUAUUACAGAUUUUUUUUAUAAAAGCUUAAUAUUCAGGCAAAAGAGAGUUCGCCAAUUUAGGAGCUUUAAAAUUCUGCGAAGCAUGUGUGAGGCUGUACUCGAAAGGGCUCGUCAACAAAAGGAGGGAGCUAAGCGAUUAUAUCAAUUAUUUAAAUUUGAAAACAUGACCGUUGCAUCACCACCGGCGCUGAAAGUAUACUUUUGGGAAUAUUUCGAUAUUGAUAAACUCAAUCGGCAAAUUCAUAAGGAUAGAAGUAAAUUUCAACAUGACAUUGCAAUGCCAAUGCGUCAAAUCAAUAGUCGACCCCUGAAAAUUAUUCUCUGGUUGCGAAACUUGUCUGAGAAAAAUCUCGAUAUACGUUUAAAACGUAUACAAAAAUGCGAAUGCGUGCCACUGGAAACUCGUGUGGGCUUCAAUCAGUUUCGACAACUCUUCCACUGUCCACAUAGACGUCUAAUUCAUAUUCUGCAAGAGGCAAUACAUAUGAAACCUAACGACUUGGUGGCGUUGAGAAUCGUUUUCUAUUAUUUUUUAUUCGGCGAACACACGCUUACAUAUGAAUUUAAUUGCUCCGAUUCACGGGUUCUAACUUUGAAUUUCAAGCUCAAUGUGAUCGGUUUCGAUCCAAAUGCUUGCAUUAUAACUAAAGAACUUUUACCAACCGAUUUGAGAGAGCAUCGGCGUUUCGUCCAACCGAUUUGGGUGCAAAAUAUAACGGGCCAACAUUUGAAUUUUGUCUUUUCUACACGAGAACGCGGCUUAAAGUUGAUGAACCCGAAUUUAACAGUGCCACGUUUCAGUGUUUGGCCGUUGAUGGUGGAAUAUAGGCCGAGCGAUUUCGAAAAUCAGCUUGAUUUUAAUUUGAAUUUCGAAAAUAUUCGUUCGAAGUUUCAAGUCAAAGCAGUAGGCUAUCUCGAAAAUGACACCGAGGACCAAGAAGUGCCGCUUGAAGAUUACGAAUGCGCUGAUUUCCCAUACGUUAUUUACCCCAAUAAACUAGAAUUUGAUAUGCAGCGUUCUGAACAAAGAAGUUUAAUGGUGGCCAUUCAUAAUUACAACCAAAAAUGUGUAGAGUUCCGUUGGCAAAACUACUUCAUUAGCGAUUUGUUCGAAGUCACCUUUGAGCCGAAUGUAUUCCGCCUAAAGCCACAUCAUACGAAACUUUGCAUUGUGAAUAUGCGUGUUUUCGAAAGGGCGCUUCACUUUAAACGCAUUCCAUUAGCAUUGGAAGUACAUCGGGUAUUCGAUAAAUCAACUAAACUUGCAAAGGAACUAUUGGAGGAAGUGGAAUCCAUUGAUGAUCCCAAAUGGAAGGAGUCCAGCUACAUGAUGCAUAUAUUUUUGCAUCUAAAUGUGAAAGUAAAUUUUAAGCCCGAAGAACCAAUAAAUAUAGCUUGGGAACUGUUGCCACCGAAACGUGAGCGUUCAAAAACUUCAACUACAACAAUAUUUGAAAAACUAUAUUGGGAUUAUUUGUCAGAGUCCAAUUUCAUGCGACCGAAAUCGUCUGCUGAAAUAAAUGAUGAACUCAGCUAUGCUGAAGUCCUACGCUUGAAUGCAGGUCCAUUGCCACUUGUUAAAACCAUAGACCUUAAUCGCAAUGGUAUAUUGCGUAUUAUCAGUCAACUAAUCGCCGACUCCCUGCAUGAUUUGGCAAAGAAUUGGCGUUUCAUUCCAAUUGAAUUUGCUGAAGACCCACAAUAAAGUAUUCAAUAG